GAAGCGUUUCGCAGCCGUCAUCAUGAGAAUUCGAGAGCCUAAGACCACGGCCCUUGUGUUCGCCAGUGGAAAGAUGGUCGUUACUGGUGCCAAGAGUGAGGAUGACAGCCGUCUUGCCAGCCGCAAGUACGCUCGUAUCAUCCAGAAGCUCGGUUUCAACGCCAAGUUCACCGACUUCAAGAUCCAGAACAUUGUCGGCUCUUGCGACAUCAAGUUCCCCAUCCGUCUGGAAGGUCUUGCCAGUCGCCAUCACACUUUCUCGUCCUACGAGCCUGAACUCUUCCCUGGUCUCAUCUACCGCAUGAUGAAGCCCAAGAUUGUCCUGCUCAUCUUCGUCAGUGGCAAGAUCGUCCUGACAGGAGCCAAGGUCCGUGAAGAAAUUUACCAAGCCUUCGAGCUCAUCUACCCCGUCUUGUCCGAUUUCAGAAAAUCCUAGACGUUCAUACCCUGGGAUGGAUGAUGAUCUGGCCAUGGGAUGGUCAGACAUCAUCACUUCUUCCAAACCCCUCAGGCGGAUCCCAACCUGAACU
Messenger RNA from Aaosphaeria arxii CBS 175.79, 530 nucleotides. RefSeq names its product TBP-domain-containing protein. Gene Ontology annotation, molecular function: RNA polymerase II general transcription initiation factor activity; DNA binding. The record is from RefSeq and is a predicted model, not a curated record. Gene Ontology annotation, biological process: DNA-templated transcription initiation. Bases 23 to 436 code for a protein of 137 amino acids. NCBI's taxonomy places the organism in Eukaryota, Fungi, Ascomycota, Dothideomycetes, Pleosporales. The transcript has a single exon.